AUGCAGCGUCAUUUGGAGCAGCGUUAUUUGAUAAAGUUCUGUGCGAAACUGAACAAAACCGCUACAGAGACUUUUGGUAUGAUUCAAGAAGCCUAUAAAAAAGAAGCCAUGUCACGUGCAAUGGUUUUCAUGUGGCACAAGAGGCUCAAAGAUGGCCGCGAGGACGUUGACGACGAUGACCGCGCUGGGAGACUUUCAACAAGCCGAACUCAUGAAAAUUUGGUGAAAGGGUCACUGACACGCACUUACGCCACUAGCGAUCUGCUUACUCCAGCGUCUCGGAGGCAAUUGCCGCUGAACGGUCGGUUAGCUGACACCCCCAACUACUUUACCCUGUCGGUGGAACCGGUCUGCGCGCCUUCUCCUACUCAGGAAAAAAUCAGUCUUGAAACUUUGUGA
Messenger RNA from Nylanderia fulva, 399 nucleotides. The record is from RefSeq and is a predicted model, not a curated record. NCBI's taxonomy places the organism in Eukaryota, Metazoa, Arthropoda, Insecta, Hymenoptera, Formicidae.